AUGAACACUGGAAGCACCACCGUCGCCGUCAUGCUCAGCUCCUCCUAUGGCUGUCACGCAAGAGGGGAGUUGGCAACCGCCAUUGCCCUCCACCGCUGCUGCUGCACCGUCGUCGUUCAUCGCUGCCGUGAACAUCGCGGCCAUUGUCGCCACCAUUUCCACCUGUCUCUUGUUGAGGGGGCCAGCCGGUGCUCCUGUGCCCUAGCUCUCGAGGUCCGCCCCAAAUCAUAA
Messenger RNA from Spirodela intermedia, 231 nucleotides. The record is from the annotation of a GenBank genome assembly. Lineage: Eukaryota; Viridiplantae; Streptophyta; Magnoliopsida; Alismatales; Araceae.